GACCAGCGAUUAAUAAUAUGACUCGGCCUUAUUGAGGAGGACUGAGGAGGCGGCGAAAAGUAAGCGGUCGGCGAAUCCGAAGAGAGAUUUUGGUGGUCUCUCUCUGUGGUCAGAUUCUGACUGACGAAAGACUGCCCCACUGGCUCACACUGCCCUCUUUCUUUUCCCUGCGGCAAUUCUUUUCUCUACGCCGGAGCGCGGAUCAUCUCCGCCGCACCCUGCUCCUCGUUUGCUAGCCGUUGAGUUUUUUGUUUUUUUGCAAUUGGCAGACUUAUCAUUUGCGCGCAAUUUUCCUUCCAUCUUCCCCCUUGAUCAGUUUCCUUGUGCACUCCCCACAGGAAUGGAAUGGAAACAAUGAACCCUAAGCAGUAAUCAACUCCACACUUUGUCCUCGUCUUCUUGUUCUAUGCCUCAACUUCCAAUCCUUGUUUCCUCAGAUGAUUGAUUGACUUGGACUUUCGAUCCUGUUCUUCUUCUUAUUAAUUAACUCACUACCCACUCCAGUUUUCUCCGUUUCUUCCCCAUUCCGUUCACUAUGAUAAAGAAGGAGACUCACUGCUGGCAGAAGAAGAGAUAAUCUAUUUCAUCGUCGCCUCCGCCCGCCAUGAGGGACUCUCCCAGUUCAAGAACCUCCUCUUUCAUCCGCCGUUUCGCCUUCCACCGGCGAUCAGGUCAGCUUUUUUCUUGCUUCCUUUUGUAUUUGGUCAUUUCUCAUGGCCCUGUUGAAUUCCCAUCACUCGUCUGUUUCUGAGUGGUUGUUUGAUCUUUCCGAUUCAGUAGUGCUCGCUUCUUGAUUAGGACUUUACCAUUUUUGGGUACAGACCGUAUCUGAAUUGGGUUUGUGUGAUCUGUCGAAUUGCUAAGUUUAUAAGGAAUCCUCGGAGGAUUUUCAGUUAAGGGUGUUCACUUCCAUAUCAUUUUGGGGGCAAAGCGGUUUUCUUCUCGAGGAUUGGGUUCCCAGGUUCUGUUAGUUUGGAAAAGAUUCUAACUUUUUUCCCCUUCCCAUUUUCCUCCGCGUCCUGAAAUUCAUUGAUGAUUGCUUUGAUGCUUAAUGAGAGGACCUGAUUCUUACUGUUUCUCUGUUUUUUGGGUCAAUUAUGUAGAUUGUGGGGAGGAGUCUCGACGGGGGUGGAGCUCAAGCACUGGCUACCGACGUACCACGGAAAUGGCACGAUGUUUUCUGGUCAGGGAUCUUUACAGUUCAUCUCAUAGGAAUAGGGUAUGCUCUUGCGAUGUUGGGCUUUAAUAGGUUCAGGGGAACGAAUAGGUUUCAUCUCGAUAUGUAUCGUGGCGAUGGCCGCCAUGGAUGGGGUUACACUGAGGAUUACUGGCCCAUUUAUGCUCUGCCUGUCGGAAUUGGGACUCUACUUGGUUGGGCUUGGUUGUUGAUGCUUGGUUCUUUUGCCAAUCAGAUGACGAACAUUGCUGUUCAUAUCUUGACCACUUAUCUUGCCGUGAUUAGUGUCCUGUGUUUCUGGUCUGAGCAGUUUUUCUGGGGUGUUACCUUCGCCAUUGGAGCUGGAUUGCAGUUUUUGUAUGUUAUAUCUGUUAUAGACAGAAAAGGUGUAAAUCAUGGUACACGAGUAUGUCUAAUAACUUGCUGCAAUGUUGAUGGGGAUGGUCUUGGUUGGAGUUGCAAUGGUGGUGGUUGAGAGCGCCGUUACGUCGAUGUACAUAUGUUACGCAGAAGACGCAUUGUUAAUCUACAGAUGGGAUGCAGAAUUCUUCAGCCAGUUGUCCGAAGCAUUGCACCAGCGCCUUCGACACAGAAGUGCUGGAGGGCGGGAAGCAUUGACCCAGAAUAGGUUUGAUGUUAACAUACAGGAAUCUGUAUCUCUUUGAUAACAACACCUGAUCAUCCCUCUCUUUGUGGAAGUGGGUUGGGGUGAUCAGGUUUCAAUCAAACACAAAGUGGAAACUUCCACUUCCAGGCUUUCUUCGUGUGAAAAUCAAUGUAACCUGUAUGA
Messenger RNA from Linum trigynum, 1967 nucleotides. NCBI's taxonomy places the organism in Eukaryota, Viridiplantae, Streptophyta, Magnoliopsida, Malpighiales, Linaceae. The record is from the annotation of a GenBank genome assembly.